Molecule: messenger RNA, 433 nt
Organism: Meloidogyne enterolobii
Lineage: Eukaryota; Metazoa; Nematoda; Chromadorea; Rhabditida; Meloidogynidae
Source: the annotation of a GenBank genome assembly
GAUAUCUUCCUUUUAGGGUAAGUGAAAUUGGGUGAAAAUAGCGUAAAAAUCCGUAAACUAAAUCCGCAUACGAAAUCCGGAAUCCGCAAAAAAACGAAAUACGAAAUCCGCAAAGAUCACCACGUGAUAAAACAAUUUCAGCGUAAUCACUGGUUUCUCCUGGGUGGCUAGAACUCGUACCUAUUUUAUAAUAAUUUUCUUCAAUUUUAGAUUAGUAAUCAUCUUUUGUUUGACCAUCUUCUGUAUAAUUAUUGGUUUGGGGCUUUUAUAUUUAUUUUACCGUAUGCGUCAAUUUGAAAAUUAUUUUACUCAGAGGAAUGCUUUGAAAACUGAAAUUCAAUUAAUGACACCAUUGCAGCCUGUUGAAGUAGUUGAAAAAAGGAGGGAAAAUGAAGAAAAUGAGGAAUCGACAAAACCUUUAUUAAAAGAUUAA